Molecule: messenger RNA, 3675 nt
Organism: Morchella sextelata
Lineage: Eukaryota; Fungi; Ascomycota; Pezizomycetes; Pezizales; Morchellaceae
Exons: 4
Coding region: 1-3675 (1224 amino acids)
Molecular function (GO): RNA binding
Source: RefSeq, a predicted model, not a curated record
AUGUCGUCCAAUUCUGACCUAACUAUGAGCCACCUUCAAUCACUCGCCACUCAUCACGGCUCCGGUUCUUCUACCGGAGGCAAUACUGCCAACUCUUCUCCUACUGACCCGGGUUCUGGAUCUUUGCGUCCUGGUUUUGCUAACGGGUCAAUGAGUGCUGGAAAUUCGACGAAUAGUGUAAGAAUGGGGGCAGGUUCUCCUAAUUAUGAUGCGUCUUCCGGUAGUAGGCUGUUCUCAAAAAGGGCACGCGAAAUUCAGGCCGAAGAGGGAGUUGGACCUCCACACCCUCCGGGUCUUUGGGGGCCAAUGCCAACAACCUCGGCAUCAUCUCUACGGGACCGCGAGAACUCUGUGCAGGAGUCACAACCAAGUAAUAGCUUCGCUGACAAUGGCUCAAUGGCAUCCGACUACACGUCUCCGGUGUAUCGCCGCGCACGCGCAGGGACCGUCCCCUCGAAAUUUUCACCCGGCGGCCUCACCAACGCUCCGCCAGCUAUCUCUCAAAUUCUUCCGCAGACAAGUCGUCCGUCCCCCGUGCCAAGCCCUUUCAAGUCCUCCUCGCCGUCAAAUUUGGACUUGGUAGACACCCCUCCUGUAUCUGGAGCAGGUCUCUCAACCUAUUCAGUAGCUUCCAGAUUACGCUCAGGAUCUUUGAACUUGCCUCAACGGACAAACUAUGUUAGUGCUUUUGGGCCUUCCAUCUUUUCGAGCUCCUGGUCACAAUCCCGCCCCGGAAGCAACAAUCUCCCUUCCCCAGCCCAGUCGUCUUUCUCGAAAGAUGAUGAGGGCACCCAUAUGGCACCAAAAACCCUAGAUUACCUUGGGCUUGUGGAUACACCUCAGACAUCAAGGGCAACCCUUGCAAAGCCGAUGACUCUUGACCCGCUUAUUGAAGGUCAACGUGCAGCUGCCCUACAGCCAUUUGUCUCAGAUCUUAGCUCUGUACAGAGGAACAUCAAUCGUAUUCGGUCUUAUUCGGUCAAUGCAAAGGAGAAGUACGCUGAAGAUGAAGAGGAUGAUGAAGAUGAUGAAGUUCGUCAUUUAUACUCGACUCAACACAGUGGUUCCGUGACCCCGAAUUCCAUGACUGCAAUGGCUGCUGCUCAAGCUCAGGCUAAUGCCCAUGCCUUGGCUGUGGCUGCGUAUACAAACCACGCAUCGCCGAGUCGACCUCGAGCCAGGACUGCUGGUAUUUUGGACUCUCCACCCGCCAGUCGGUUGAAGGGUUAUUUGGCUACUCCAUCAAGGCUUGACUCGAUGACAAGCGCUUCUGAUAUGAGGAGCGAUUAUUUUGAUUUACAGAGUGGGUCUGACACAUUGAAACUCGCUUCAUUGCACCCUCGCCCGUCCAGUGGUGAGGGUGGGUUGGCUUCUAUUGAAGAAUCUUCUUUGGAGGGUCCUACAAGAUCUUUAUGGCUCGGAAAUAUUCCUGCCUCUACAACUACCACCUCACUUGAUCACAUCUUCCGUACAUUCGGACACGUUGAAUCAGCGAGAGUCUUGACCCACAAGAACUGUGGUUUCAUCAACUUCGAACGCAUGGAAUCUGCAAUUCAGGCUCGCAAUCAGUUGAACGGAAAGGAAAUUUUCCCGGGUGCAGGGCCUGUUAGAAUUGGAUUUGCCAAGCCAUCCUCAGCCGGAAGCAACGGAACACCCACCCCCAGUGGAGGUGUAUAUGGGACACCAAGCCCAGAUCCCCAUCAAAACCCUACAGCCAUUGGUGCCGAAAAUGGUCUUUCCAUGUCUCGUGAUGGCAAUAACUCAACUUCAGGCGUUAACGGCAAGGAUGCAGGCACAGGCCACGACAGUACGGCAGUACCUAAGGUUCCCGAACUGUCCGAGAUGAAGGAUGAUAUACUCUCCAUUGUUGUGGAAUUCGGUGCUGAAAAGUCCGAGCUCCCAAAGAUGGCAAAGAAUAUCGAUUUUGCAAUCCAAUACGAUGAGUUUGAAGCCGAAAUUCCUUCUAUCCCUGAGCCCAGUCACAACCGGGUUCACGACGCACCAAAGCUUAGAGAUAUUAGAAAGAGAAUUGAUAAUGGAAACUGCUCUAACUCUGAAAUCGAAGAGAUUGCUCUCAACAUGCUCCCAGAAAUUGCAGAGCUUUCAAGCGAUUAUCUUGGCAACACUGUUGUUCAAAAAUUGUUUGAGUAUUGCUCCGAGGAAAUCAAGGAGACGAUGCUUGUUGAAAUUGGCCCUCACUUGGCUGAAAUCGGAAUUCACAAAAACGGUACCUGGGCUGGUCAGAAGAUCAUUGAUGUGGCAAAGACACCUGCACAGAUGAACAAAAUCUGCGACUGUCUUCGCCCUUACACCGUUGCGCUAUUCCUUGAUCAAUAUGGAAACUAUGUACUCCAGUGCUGUUUGCGAUUCGCAGCUCCUUGGAAUGACUUUAUUUUUGAGACUAUGCUGGGUCGUAUGUGGGAGAUUGCGCAGGGGAGGUUUGGUGCAAGGGCAAUGAGGGCGUGCUUGGAGAGCCAUCACGCUAGCAAAGACCAACAGAGAAUGCUGGCUGCUGCCAUUGCCUUACACAGUGUGCAGCUCGCUACCAACGCCAAUGGUGCAUUGCUGUUGACUUGGUUCUUGGACACUUGCACUUUCCCCCGCCGACGAACUGUGCUUGCACCGAGAUUGGUUCCUCACCUAGUUCAUCUCUGCACCCACAAGGUAGCGUACUUGACUGUUCUAAAGGUUAUUAACCAACGUAAUGAGCCAGAGGCACGUGAUACUAUUCUCAAGGCGUUAUUCUUCUCACCCGGAGAUAAGGUAUUGGAGGAUAUUUUGAGCGAUCAUUCUUGCGGAGCCACUCUUAUUUUCAAAGUUCUUACUACACCGUUCUUCGAGGAAACAAUGAGGAGUGAGGUUGUACAGAACGUCCGAAAUGUUCUUCUCAAGCUCAAGGCAACUCCUUCUCAGGGAUACAAGAGGUUGAUGGACGAGGUUGGUCUGUCCACUCGCAACGGUGUCUCCAACAACUCUGGUAGCAACAACAACAGCAACAAUGGGCAGAAAGACCAUGCUAGAGAGGCGAAUGGAAACUCAAAUGCAGGAAAUGACCGCAACCGAACACAUCACAAUGCACCUGCAAGCAAUAACCAGAACAAUCAUCACAAUAACCGUGACGUUCCAUCCGCUCCCUACUAUCCAACCGCCCAGCCAACUUUUGAUCCUGCCGUUGCAGCUCAGCUCUCUCAGAAUGGGGGCAUUGAUCUCGCGACCUUAAGGGCAUUUGAGCAAUUCAAUCUCAGCGCUCAGCUCUAUAACCCUGGUGGUCCACCUGGGAUGAAUAACCCACUGCAAUACCAAGCCUUGUUGCAACAAUCAAUGGCUCGUCCAGGUGCAGGGUUCUAUGGCAUGCCACCCCCAAUGGGCAAUUUCAACACUGCACCCGGUCCUCAGGAUCAAUUCCGUGGAGGACACCCGGGUGGUUCUCCAAUCCCUCAACAGCAGCAAAUGGCAGGAAGUCCGAUGCUUGGGGGGAUGGGGAUGGGUCCAGGUGGAAUAAACCCAUUGAUGGCACAGCAACUCAUGGCCAGCUAUCCUUAUGGAGCGAUGAAUGGACUUCCGGUUUUCUCUCAGCAGCAGCAACAGCAACAGCAACAGCAGCAACAGCAACAGCAACAGCAACAGCAACAACAGGGAGGUGCGGGUGGUGGAAGAAGGGGAGGAAGGCGCUAG